Messenger RNA from Engraulis encrasicolus (European anchovy), 2031 nucleotides. RefSeq names its product neuronal acetylcholine receptor subunit beta-2-like. Gene Ontology annotation, biological process: monoatomic ion transmembrane transport; signal transduction; regulation of membrane potential. Bases 1 to 2031 code for a protein of 676 amino acids. NCBI's taxonomy places the organism in Eukaryota, Metazoa, Chordata, Actinopteri, Clupeiformes, Engraulidae. The transcript is spliced from 11 exons. The record is from RefSeq and is a predicted model, not a curated record. Gene Ontology annotation, molecular function: transmembrane signaling receptor activity; acetylcholine-gated monoatomic cation-selective channel activity. Gene Ontology annotation, cellular component: synapse; neuron projection; plasma membrane.
AUGCCAAGCAUGAAGGCAUUUGAUGCCUUCAAAAAGGCAUUUGAUUCGAUCCACCAAGGCAUGAUGAUGAAGAUCCUGAAGGCAUACAGUAUGCCCCCCAACCUACUCCGAGCAAUAGAGUCCAUGUGCGCAGGAACAAGGGCCAGGGUGAUGACCCCAGAUGGCAAAAGUGAGGUGUUUGGCAUCCUGGCUGGAGUUAUGCAGGGGGACACACUAGCCCCCUUCCUCUUCAUAAUAUUCUUUGCUUAUGCACGCAGGAAGGCAAUCAGUGGGAGAGAGCAGGAACUUGGCUUCACACUAUCUCCAAGGAAGUCGAGUCGAUACCCCGCAGUGGUCCUCACAGACCUUGACUUUGUGGAUGACAUCAGUUUGCUCUCUGACAAUGUGGAACAAGCACAAACUCUACUGAGCAGGGUAGAGCUAGAGUGCGCCAAGGUCAGCCUCAGGCUUAACGCCAAGAAAACUGAGGUCAUCACCUACAACAUCCCACCUGAACAUCAACCUCUAAUGGUCCUGGCUGCGGAGAUAGAGGAGCGCCUGGUUGGUCAGCUGCUGUCCCCUGAGAGGUACAACAAGCUGAUCCGGCCGGCCGUCAACAACAGCCAGGUGGUCACCAUCAGCAUUCAGGUGUCCCUCGCACAGCUGAUCAGCGUGAAUGAAAGAGAACAAAUCAUGACCACAAACUGUUGGCUCACACAGAUGUGGAAUGACUACAGGCUGGUGUGGGACCCUGAUGAGUAUGAGGGGAUCAGGAAGAUCCGGUUGCCAUCCCAACACAUCUGGCUGCCCGACAUCGUACUCUACAACAAUGCCGAUGGCACGUACGAAGUGUCUUUCUACUCCAACGCGGUGGUGACGUAUAACGGCGAGGUGGCAUGGCUGCCUCCGGCCAUCUACAAGAGCGCCUGCAAGAUAGAGGUGCGGGACUUCCCCUUCGACCAGCAGAACUGCACACUAAAGUUCCGCUCUUGGACGUACGACCACACAGAGAUUGACCUGGUGCUGAUGUCGGACUACGCCAGCCGCGACGACUUCAAGCCGAGCGGCGAGUGGGACAUCGUGUCACUGCCCGGGCGCAAGAACGAGGAUCCGCACGACGACACCUACCUGGACAUCACCUACGACUUCAUCAUCAAGCGCAAGCCGCUCUUCUACACCAUCAACCUCAUUAUCCCCUGCGUGCUCAUCACCUCGCUGGCCAUCCUGGUCUUCUAUCUGCCAUCAGACUGCGGUGAGAAGAUCACCCUGUGCAUGUCAGUGCUGCUGGCCCUCACUGUGUUCCUGCUGCUGAUCUCCAAGAUCGUGCCGCCCACCUCCCUGGCCGUCCCCUUGAUCGGAAAGUACCUGAUGUUCACCAUGGUGCUGGUCACUUUCUCUAUCGUGACCAGCGUGUGCGUGCUCAACGUGCACCACCGCUCCCCCAGCACGCACAGCAUGCCACCGUGGGUCAAGCGCGUCUUCCUGGUCCGACUACCCAGUUUCUUGUUCAUGCGUCGGCCCGGGGGCAGCUCCAACAUGCGGGAACGCUUCCGCUACAAACACCGCAAGUGCUCCUUUGCGGACGCCAAGGCCGCAGCGGAGGCCACACGGGACCACCUGUCAACCGCCGGGGCAGCACUAGGCCUGGCGGGGGGAGUCGGGGGUCUGACGGGGGGCGUUGCCGGCGGAGGAGGAAUCAUGGACUCUCCGCCGCCACCGACGUCCGCCUUCUUCGUGAACGAGGACUCAGCGAAGCGGUACGGCUGGCGCUCCGGAGACCUGCCUUCGGGGGAGAAGUUCCGCCGGCGAAUGAACCUGCGCUGCAACCCUGACACGCAGGAGGCGGUGGACGGGGUGCGCUACAUCGCAGAGAAGAUGAAGACCGAGGAUGACGACGAAGGGAUUAUCGAGGAUUGGAAGUACGUGGCGAUGGUAAUAGACCGGCUGUUCCUGUGGAUCUUCGUGAUUGUGUGUGUGACGGGCACCCUUGGCCUCUUCAUGCAGCCCUUAUUCCAAAGCCUCAACACGCCCACCGUGGACGACGCCGAGUGA